Yamadazyma tenuis ATCC 10573 is the source of this 2002-nucleotide messenger RNA. The record is from RefSeq and is a predicted model, not a curated record. Lineage: Eukaryota; Fungi; Ascomycota; Pichiomycetes; Serinales; Debaryomycetaceae.
ACCAAACUUCCUUCAAAAUGACCUUCAGUGGACCUCAGCCCUCCGAAAUCGAUCAGGACCUUGUAGCCCAUGCUUACGCCAACCUCAACAACCUCCCCAAAGGCCGUGAGUACGAAAAAAUGAUUCUGUCUGUUCCUUAUAACUGCUGGGAUCCCAAAUUACAUAUGGCCCGUCACUUGAGCCAUGAAAUGGCAUUGGACUAUGGUAACAUCCGCAUGAAAGAUCACGACUUCGACAUCUCCAAGCACGCUGCCGCCCGCUUGGCGUACCUCAAGAAAAUUUUCGGCAAGAUCGAAGACGAUAUGUUCAUUGAACCUCCAUUCUACGUGGAUUAUGGGUGCAAUGUGACCAUUGGCAAGAGCUUUUAUGGGAAUUUUAACCUCACGUUUUUGGACUGCACGUUGAUCACCAUCGGUGACAACGUGAUGGUGGGCCCCAAUGUAUGCUUUACUACUGCCACCCACCCCACCGACCCCCACCAGAGAUUGGCUGGAGUCGAGUAUGCCAAGCCCAUCACCGUGGGGAACAAUGUGUGGUUUGGUGCCAACAUCGUGGUGUUACCGGGCGUGACGAUUGGUGACGGGGCGGUGAUCGCUGCUGGAUGUGUGGUGAAUCGCGAUGUGCCUGCCAACACGGUGGUAGCCGGUGUGCCUGGGAAAGUCAUCAAAGUGAUGGCACUGGACGAUGCUCGUGAAGCGGCAAUUCGGGACUCCAGCCACGGAAGGCUCUCGUAAGCAACGGGGGAUUCUUGGGUAUAUCCACGACCUAUAUAUUUGUAGUAAUACAAAGUUCCAACCCUGUGCUUACUACUUGCCCGAUAGUUGACUAAUCAUGUGGGGAAGCCUGCAAAAAAAUAGAUCUAACCUGCGUUUGACCCCAGUGUAACCCGCACUUUUGCACGCUUAUAAAUAUUCCCAGCCGCGCACCCCGGCUACUCGGAUAACUCCCAUUUCAAACACAUAUUUGCAGCCAAUAUGCUGCAGAGCUUACAAACGCAGUAAGUUGAUAUGGCUAUAAAACACGUAGAUUAUCCCCUUCAAUUCUAAUUCAUUCCCAACAACAAUUAUAACAUCUAUCACAAUGUCUUCUCAAACUACUUACUUCAUCACCGGUACCAACAGAGGUAUCGGUUUAGCCUAUGUCGAACACUUGACUUCCGACAAAUCCAACUUGGUUAUUGCAACCGUUAGAAGUGAAAAGGCUGCUGGUCCUUUGACCGCCCUUAACAGGGACAACUUGAAGAUCAUCUACCUCGACAUGGCUGACUCUUCCGCUAAGUUUGAGGCUGCUUUCAAACAACUUGAACAUUUGGCUCCAAACGGUAUUGAUGUGUUUAUCCAAAACGCUGGGAUUUCCGGUCCCAAAUUCUUAGUUCCAGCUGAACAAUAUAAUGCUGAAUCUUACGCUGAAGUCCUCACUAUCAAUGUGGGAGGUUCUGCAAAGGCUUAUAAUGCUUUGUAUCCUUACCUUUUCAAGGGUACCGGUACCAAGAAAAUCGUGUUCCUUUCCACCAUUGCAGCCCAAAUCGGUUUUCCUGCUGGGGGGAAUGCUUAUAGUGCCUCCAAGGCUGCUGUUAACCAUUUGGCGGUCCAGAUUGCUAAACAAAAUGCUGGGGCUGAAAAUGAAUUAGUCAGGAACUCAGCAACGGUGAUGUUGCACCCAGGGUUGGUUGAAACUGAUAUGGCAGAGGAGCCAAAGGCUGUUUGGGGUUCUGCUGGCUUUAUUUCUCCCUCAGAAUCGGUUGAGAAAUCAUUGAAGGUUGUGGCUGGUCUUACUGCUGCUGAUACGGGAAAGUUUCUUUCCUAUGAAGGUGAUGAAUUACCUUUCGUUGUUUAGAAAUAUAUGUUUGCUUUGUCAUUUGCACGCUUCGAAUUAUCUGUAAAUUUCAAGAGUUGGUUGAUGAAAUGGACCUCGAUUGAGAGUCCUUCUACUUUUCGUGAAAUUCACAUUUUUAAAUAAAUAGAACAGAUUGCAGACUUUUAUAAAAGCAAUCUCCCGGUCU